Vitrella brassicaformis is the source of this 1926-nucleotide messenger RNA. The record is from the annotation of a GenBank genome assembly. NCBI's taxonomy places the organism in Eukaryota, Vitrellaceae.
UAGGAUCUGCGGUUCCAUCCAUCCAUCCAUCCAUGGAUGUGUUAUGGCUCUGGCGGCUCAUGUCCUGGCUAUGGCGACUGGUUCCAGAAGUUCUUAUGGAGCGCCUGCUGGCGUUUGACCUCACCCAGCUGUCGUUCACCCAGCACGAUCUCGACGAUGCCUUCUUUGGGUUCAUCGACUGGCUGGCCCGGUCCUCGGAGCUGCCGUGGUUGUGCUAUCUGGCCUCCUUAUCCGUCAUGGUUUAUUUCUGGUUGACUCCUUCUGCGGUGGCCGGCCUCGGCGGCGUCAUGUUUGGUCAUCGAUACCACAAAAGAACGCGUGAAUGGGUGCUCGGGUUGGGUUUCCUGCUGAUUGCGGGAAUGCUCAUCGGUCUGCGUUUCGGUCUCGGCGUCGCUUAUGGGUUGAUCUUCCUCAUCUCUCUCAUCAUGCUCGCCGCCCUGUCAUCCCAGCGCCCUCGCCCACCCCGUUGUGGCUAUCGCACUGGGACACGGCGGGUGUUCCUCUUGCUGCUGGUGUACCUCUUCAUCGGAUGCUCCGACGGUCUGCCCAUCAAUGGGAGGAUGCGAUGCACACACAAUGACACCCCUUUCCUGUCUGUGGUGUGUGGUGUGUGCAGGCAUGUUGUCUAUCGGAGGGCCGGCCAUGUGCGGCAACGCCACACUCGGCGCCCGUGUCGUACCACCUGUGGUGCACCGUGAGCACACAACGGCCGACGGGCGCCAACACCACCAGCUUCAGCCGCUGUCUCAUCCCCUCCCACGUCCUAUUCCCGUAGAUAGACAACGGAGCGCCUUCGCCCAAUUGCCUUCCCCUUGUGUAGGGUUUUGAAUCGCAGGGUUUAAGAAGAGACACGCCUCCCACCCACCCAUUGUGAAGGCACACAGGCCACCCACCCACUGAUGCGCCCAGUCUGAGACUUGUCUGAGACUGGGCGCAAUUGACUGGGGGUGUGGGGGCCGAGACGGGAGAAGCCCGUGGAGACUCGAGAGGCAAGAUGAGACUGCUGGUGCUGUGCUGUGCACUAAUCAUCGCAGUUGUCGAGGCAGACAAUGUGACAGGUACCAUUCUUCCCCUGGCUGCUGGGCAGCCGAAGGGAGAUUCUGAACCAUGCUGUCCGUUCAGGUCGGACCCCCUUGUGCAACAAUCUCUACUGGACAACUGAAGAGGACCUCUUUGUGAAGGCAACCACAGAUGUGAACAACACCACAGCCCCAAUCACAGCAUGCGUCAGGUAGGCCAGCAAGGCGCCCAUCUGAACACGUGUGCGGCAAUGCCCUGCCCUCGCCAGGCGCACGGGGUCCGACCCACAGAAGGGCACGGAGAGCAUGUGCAGCGACGUCACGCUUGCGAGCGAGUACGACGGGGCCAAGCCAUGCUGCAACAUCCACCUUUGCGUCAACACAGACACACCAACCUUCAAAGCAGAUGUGGGUGAUCAUGAGAAUACAUGUGCGUGUAUCCGUCUACUGCGAGGCUCGACGGUGCGUUUCUCGUGCAGCCGAUCACUUCAGGCCGGCUUGUGGAGGAUGAGCAUGCUGACUGGUGGUGCGAAGACCCUGAGGCCGGCACUCAGAAGUGGCGGGUGGUCUUAAGGUGGGUCAGCGAGCGAGACACAAUCGAUCAGCCACUGCCUGCGGUGUCUUCUCUUGUCAGCGCCGGAUGCACUGAGGAAGACAUCAUCGCUCCGGCUGUGCACUCCCCCAAGGAGCGCCUCUACAAGAAGCACACGGCAGCCCCGAGACACAAGCGACAGCCCACGCCACCCGUGGAAAAGCUCAUCGCGUCACGGCAUGACUGGUGAUAGCCAUGACCAGAGGAAGACGAGAAGAAACAUGAGUGCAGCACAUGAGCGACGUGGGAUGACAUUGUCGUGAUGUGCAAAAAUGAGAAGAAGCCAGAACAAUAGCUCUCAUGAAGCCACGUCUC